Messenger RNA from Parnassius mnemosyne (clouded apollo), 1731 nucleotides. The record is from the annotation of a GenBank genome assembly. NCBI's taxonomy places the organism in Eukaryota, Metazoa, Arthropoda, Insecta, Lepidoptera, Papilionidae.
AUGCUGAAUAUACAAAAUUAUGGUAGCAGCUCAGACGACGAUGCUGACGACAAUUCGGACAACAGUAAACAAUACAGUAAUGAAAACUUGUUGACUCAUUUAAAACCUGUAGAUCCAAAUUUAUCUUUAGCAAAGAAGAUGCAAAUCUGUGCUGCUCCAAUUGUGACGCCUACGAAUAAUGAUGAUACAAGAGUACUUAUUUCAAACAAUCAAGAACUUAUGCACAAUCCAAAAUUUGAAGAACUAUUUGCCCCCACUUAUGGACCAGAAAACCCGUUUCAAACACAACAAAUGAAGGCAAAUAGAAAUAUGUUGUCUGGUUAUGUAGAGAAAGCUCAUAUCAGUGAAUUCCAGUUUGAGAAUCAAAGACGAACAUUUGCAAGUUAUGGUUAUGCUGUUGAUCCAUCAACAGAUGGCGAUACUGGAAAUGGGGAUGCUAUCGUUGUUUCAGCAAUGGUGGCCCCACCUGUAGAGGCAGAGGGUAAGACAGUAUUUGAGACAAUAAAGAAAAGGCCAUUGGAUAAUCGGAAAAGAAAUAAAAAUGAUGACCCUGAAGAUAUAAAUGGAUUUCUUGGGCCUUGGGGAGGAUAUGUAGGGGAACAGAGGGUAAUGAAGCCCGAAGGUGAUGAAGCAAAGGAAUUGGAAGAGAUAUUGGCAAAAAGACAGAAAAAGGGCAAAGUGGAUGAUGACAAACCAUUGGAGGAGAAAUCUGUGUUCCAUUUGGAUAAAGAAACGGAUUACCAAGGCCGAUCUUGGCUGGAGGCUCCGAGAAGCGAGACUCAGUUGCGUAGUGAUACACCACCAGACAAAUGCUUCUUGCCUAAGGCUCACAUCCAUACAUGGAAGGGCCACACCAAAGGCGUGGCUUGUGUGCGCUGGUUCCCCAGCACUGCGCAUCUCAUGUUGUCUGCCGGCAUGGACUGCAGGGUCAAGAUAUGGGAAGUGUACGGUGAUCGGCGUUGCGUCCGGACAUACUUCGGACAUAGACAAGCUGUCAGAGACGUUAACUUCAACAAUGCGGGUGAUAAAUUUCUUUCUGCUGCGUACGACCGCUACAUAAAGCUGUGGGACACGGAGAGCGGGUCGUGCGUGUCGCGCUUCACGUCGCGCAAGGUGGCCUACUGCGUCAAGUUCCACCCGGACCACGACAAGCAGCACCUGUUCGUGGCCGGCACCUCCGACAAGAAGAUCGUCUGCUGGGACGUGAGGAGUGGUGAGAUCGUGCAGGAGUACGACAGGCAUUUGGGGGCGGUCAACACGAUCACCUUUGUCGAUGAGAACAGGAGAUUCGUGACAACGUCAGACGACAAGAGUCUCAGGGUUUGGGAGUGGGAUAUCCCGGUGGACAUGAAGUACAUCGCGGAGCCGUCGAUGCACUCGCUACCGGCCGUCACCGCGGCUCCCAACGGCAAGUGGCUCGCCUGCCAGUCCAUGGACAACAAGGUGCUGGUGUUCAGCGCGCUCAACCGCUUCAAGCUGAACCGCAAGAAGACGUUCACGGGACACAUGGUCGCCGGGUACGCCUGCUCGCUCGACUUCUCGCCGGAUAUGAGUUAUCUUGUGUCGGGUGAUGCAGAUGGUAAAUGCUACAUAUGGGAUUGGAAAACUACGAAACUCUACAAAAAGUGGAAAGCCCAUGACGGAGUCUGCAUAACGGCACUGUGGCACCCACACGAGCCCAGUAAACUGCUCACAGCGGGCUGGGAUGGCGUUAUCAAAUAUUGGGAUUAA